AUGAUGGUUGAGAACCCAUUCAACAGUCAAACAGUUUGGAAAUAUGAGGAGACUACUCAUACAAAUUAUGCAGCGAGGACCAAUGGGCAUAUACAAAAUCAGGAUCAAUAUGUCGACUAUGGGAAAAAGCUCAAUCUUAAUCAGAUUGGAGCAACUGUUCCAGCUACUGUUCCAGCUACUGUUCCAGCUAUAGUUCCUGGUGCUUCAGCAUCCACAAGUGGAGCAUCAAGUGUUGUGGGAAGCAUUAACACAUCUUUGCGAUUUGCUCGUACUCAAGGUGAUCAAAUGAUGCAAGUUCCUUUGGGAAUGCAGCUCAUGCAGAUUCCAACUCAAGGUGUCGGCACUGUUACUGUUCCUUACUCAAUGAAUGCUAACGGUGAGAUUGCGUUCAGUGGAAUGCAACUCGGCCAUCAAGGAUUCAGUGGUGCUCAAGUGCGCCAAGGAUUCAAUGCAACUCAAGCUCAAACUCCGCAGGUUGUGAAGACUGGCUAUUACGAUAUGUCAAAUGUCUUCCACAAUGCUAUCAAGGGAAAGGAUGAGAAUGGCAAUGACGUCUAUCUUAUUCCAUGUCCUGCUGGUAUGACAAAUGUCAAACUUCAAGCCAAGUGGCACUAUGCUAGUGAAAAUGAAGAUUUGCCUGAUCUUGCUACUGAAGCAGAUCGAGGUCUGCAGUUUAUCCAAAGCCACAGAAAGGAAAGAGAUCCAUUUGGGUUGUACAAUCAUGUCAUCAUGGACAGUGGUUGCACAAACACCACCAUUUGUAAAAUCAUCCAUCAUCUACUUACAGCUGCUUCAGACCCCUGUAAAUACACCCCAAUAGCAAUAUCAGUCACCGUCUAUCAUGUCCAACAGUAG
Cylindrotheca closterium is the source of this 855-nucleotide messenger RNA. Lineage: Eukaryota; Bacillariophyta; Bacillariophyceae; Bacillariales; Bacillariaceae. The record is from the annotation of a GenBank genome assembly.